Molecule: messenger RNA, 4604 nt
Organism: Aquila chrysaetos chrysaetos
Lineage: Eukaryota; Metazoa; Chordata; Aves; Accipitriformes; Accipitridae
Gene: KCNS1
Product: potassium voltage-gated channel modifier subfamily S member 1
Exons: 3
Coding region: 935-2356 (473 amino acids)
Biological process (GO): potassium ion transmembrane transport; regulation of delayed rectifier potassium channel activity; protein homooligomerization
Cellular component (GO): membrane; voltage-gated potassium channel complex
Molecular function (GO): delayed rectifier potassium channel activity; protein binding
Source: RefSeq, a predicted model, not a curated record
ACAUCACACACAUGGAAACACACUGAUGGCCCCGCAGCGGCGAGCGCUGCCUGGCGCAAGGAUGGGGCUGGCAGCACACGCGGCUGAGGGAGGCGGGUGUGCGGGCAGGGGGAAGGAUGCUUGCCACCAAAAAGAGCUCUCAGCCGGCCACGUGCAAGCCCGGAGAAGGGUGAGUGCCCGCAGGCUCCAGCCCCUCGGGCUGACAUCAGCAAGCCAAUGGAUCCGAUGCGGAGGGUGGUGUGAAUUCUCGCCCCGUGCGAGCUGCCUGUCUGACACAGCAGCUCUGUGCUGGCUGCCGGAGCAAUGAGCCAUCGCUGCAAGGACAUGCAGCCCCGGCCGUCACCCCAGGAAGGUCUCCCAUCCACUCUUUCCUGUCUCUCUGCUCCAGCAGCUGACUUCUGGGGGAGUUGGUGUGCUUGCAGCGGUCCCUGGGCCGUGAGGGGAUGGCCCUGGGUGGCAGUGGCAGCUCGCUGACCUGAAAUACAGCGUGUGCCAUGCGUGGGACUCGCUGCCUUCACCCACCUCCCAAUGAGCCUUUAAAGAGACAGCGGGGAGCUCAGCGAGCCUGGGGGGCUGCCCCAGUGCCCUACGCACCCCCCGUCCCGAGAAAGAAGAUGGAGCUGGAUCGCAUGGAGGGCGACUGCGAGGGCCCAGGCGCAUCGUUUGCCUGGCGCAGGUCGGCACCGCUGCUGGGGCCCCACUCGGCCUGAACGCCCACGGCACGGGACAGCACGCUGCACUCCACAUAGCUCUGGGGCUCAGCCCCCCCCCCGAGGGCAGCACUCGCCACUUGGGCAGCAUUGCAAAGAGCUGGGGUAGGCCGGGGCUGGGUGAAGCCCAUACCCCCACCGCGGCUCCCACCAGCCGUCCCACAGGUUCUCCCGGCUGCUAAGGGUGCUUCCAGCAGGUGGAACCAGCUCCCGCUCUGCUGAUCAUGGUCAACAAGACCUUAAAUUACUGGGGUCCCAGUUUUGAGGAGGACGUUAUCAACAUCAACGUGGGGGGUCUGAGAAGGCGGCUCAGCUCCAGUGCCCUCUCCAAGUUCCCCGACACCCGCCUGGGACGCCUGCUCUCCUGCGACUCAGAGGAGUCCAUCCUGCAGCUCUGCGAUGACUACGACGUGAGCGCCAGGGAGUUCUACUUUGACCGAAACCCCGGCUUCUUCCUCUACGUGCUCCACUUCUACCAGACGGGGAAGCUGCACGUCAUGGAGGAGCUGUGCGUCUUCUCCUUCUGCCAGGAGAUCGAGUACUGGGGCAUCAAUGAGUUCUUCCUGGACUCCUGCUGCAGCUACCGCUACCACGAGCGCAAGCUGGAGAGCCGGCACCACAACUGGGACGAGGAGAGCGAGGUCAGCAGCGUGGACACGUCCCCCGAUGAGAUCUCUGACAUCAACCACGACCUGCUGCGCUACAGCACGCUGCGCUGCGGCAACAUGCGCAAACGCCUCUGGCUCACCAUGGAGAACCCCGGCUACUCCAUCCCCAGCAAACUCUUCAGCUUCGUGUCCAUCAGUGUGGUGCUGGUUUCCAUAGCCACCAUGUGCAUCCACAGCAUGCCCGAGUACCAGCAGGUGGAUGAGAACGGCAAUGUGCUCGAUGAACCCGUCCUGCACAAGCUGGAGUAUUUCUGCAUCUCCUGGUUCACCUUUGAAGUGUCUUCCCGCCUCCUGCUCUCCCCCAACCCCAGCAAGUUCUUCAAGCACCCGCUGAACCUGAUUGACAUUGUCUCGGUGUUGCCCUUCUACUUCACCCUCUUGGUGGACGUGACCAUGGGCAGUGACUCGGAGCUGGGCAACCUGGGCAAGGUCGUGCAGGUGUUUCGGCUCAUGAGGAUAUUCCGGGUGCUGAAGCUGGCUCGGCACUCCACCGGACUGAGGUCGCUGGGGGCCACCUUAAAGCACAGCUACCGGGAGGUGGGGAUCCUGCUGCUCUACCUGGCCGUGGGGGUCUCCGUCUUCUCUGGUGUGGCCUACACCGCCGAGAAGGAGGAAGACGUCGGCUUUGACACCAUCCCAGCGUGCUGGUGGUGGGGCACGGUCAGCAUGACCACCGUGGGCUACGGCGACGUGGUGCCCGUCACCGUGGCGGGCAAGCUGGCUGCCUCGGGCUGCAUCCUGGGGGGCAUCCUGGUCGUGGCGCUGCCCAUCACCAUCAUCUUCAACAAGUUCUCCCACUUUUACCGCAAGCAGAAGGCGCUGGAGGCGGCCGUGAGGAACAGCGGGAAGAAAGACCCCGAGGACGCGGAGAGCAUGUCCAGCCACGACCGAGACUCAGAGGCUCUGAGCGAGUCCUCCCUGGGCAGAGGCAGCCCCGACCGCCGCGGUCUGACCCCUGGCGCCCACCCCACACCCUGACCCCACUGUGCCGUGGCACCGGGGCGCGCGUGGGACCUGCUCACUCGCCGUGAGCACGGCACGGCUGUUGCACCGGGACACGGCGGAGGAGCCGGGCUCUCCCCGUCUCGCACCGCGCCUGGCGUCAAACCCCCAGUGAAGGACAGGAGGGGUUGGAGGAGAUGCCCAGUGGGUGCCGGCUGCUUCCAGCCCCCGGGACGCAGUGGCCGGGUCCGCCUGGAUGUGUUUCAGCCCUCAGCCAGCGACAGCCAUGCUCCCCCAUGGCUGCAAACAGAGGCUGUGGGGCUGGACAUACCCCUGCCAGAAAGGGAGUGAGAAAAAAAGAAAUACAGGUGACCCCUCAUCAGGCACUGCCCCGGCUGUGUGAAGGGGGUGUUCCUCUGCCCCGAGGUUUUGUGUUAUCCAGGGUGAGGUUAAAUAGCUUGGGGGUGAGGCAGCGCCCGCCCAGGCUGGCUGCCCUUGCAGGUCCUGUGCCGGGUCGGCAUCAACUCCAGCCCCAACCUCGUCCUACCCUCAGCUGCAAACAGCCUCAAAAGGCUCGGCUGCCCCGCCGGCCAUGGGGUAAAGGGGGUUGGAAAUGAGUCAUAUGGGAGGAGAGGUGGUGUCCAGCUCAGUGUGAGCCUCACUGUCCCCAGCCCCUGCAGUGGGAUCGACUGGACCUCACCUUGCUUCCAUUGCAGUUGGGGUUCAGUUGCUUCCCUGCGCUGCCACCGCCAGGAGCCCCCAGGGAUCUGGAGCCGUGCCGGGAGUGUGGUACAGCCGCCAGCACUGUCCUUGAAGGGGGGACACCAGCCGGGGAUGACCAGGCAAAAGGGAUGCUGUCCUCCAAGGCAGGAGCAGCCGGACGGGAUCAAGCUGGGGGAACUGAGGGGCCACCCCUGGUGAGGCUCUUCCCCCCCCAAGCUUUUUGCUCCAUGGGGCUCCCAUGCUGUGGGGCAUUUAUUUUGGAGGAGCAGCUGCUCUCUGUGGCUGCUUGCACCCAGCCCCCGGGGCAGAGAGGAGGCUGAGUCCCUGCAAAGGGCUGUCAGGGAGCAGACACGGGGGGAUGCUCCUGGGUGUGGAGAAGCUGCCUUUGCCAUUGUCAUAUGCUCGUGAUUUCCACUGUGGGAAGAGCCGCCAGGGAGCCCAGGGGCUGCAGCAGCCCGUGAUGGGGUGGAGAUGACCAAAGCCAGCUGGGUUCGGCACAUACCCUGGUCCCCAUCACCACAACCCCCCAGCCUGGUUUCGUUCUACUGCCUCGUCCUUCCCUGCCUUGGGGCCAGGCAGGGGCAGGAGUGCUGUAAGGAAGGGAGUCACACUGCCCCAGGCAUCACCUCUGUCCCCGCAGGGAGCCGAGCUCCCGGGGUACCAAUGCACUCACCUUCCCUCUGCAGGGAGGGAGCACCCCCAUGUCCAGGGGAGAGCCGGGGCAGAGGGGACCUUGCGCUGCUCCUCAUCACCGCAGCCUCCGAGCACCUCACAGCCGGGCAGGGAGGUCCUCCUGGAGCGCCGGACCUCCUUCCCGCCCGGAUCCCCCACCCGGCUGAGCACGUUCAGGGCUGCUCCCAGCACAGCAUUAAUUCCCUGUGGAGUUUUUCCUUGACCCACAGUUCUCUGUUUGGAAAUCGCGCAGCUCCUUUGUGCACAGAGGAAUACACCCAGCAACGCCUGUUCCAAUCAGGAGAAAUGUGCACCCUGCAAUCACAUAAUUGGCUCAAAAAUAUGUUGAUGGCUGCAGGAUGGCCCCGGGCACCUGGUUGGUGAUGUUUGCCACCAGUUGUCCUAGCUGGCUUUCGGCACAGCUGCAGUUGCCGGUGCUGGCUCUGCCUGUAACAAUCUGCUGAUCAUGGGGAAGAAAAGACCAAUGCAGGUCCAGCCUUUCUGAACCCCAGUGGGACUCGGGGAGGGGUCCCCAAGAAACAGCGGUGCGGGAUGGGAGGGUGCUCACGCUCCUGGCGUCAUCGAGUCUUCCAGUAUCGACAGUUUGUGGUCUGCUCUGCGCUCAUUCUUACUGCGAGCUGGGACCAGUGAGCUACAUUGUCUGCUCUGACCAGCUCCCGCUGUUACUUGAAAUAAGGAAGGAGUUUCCCCUUCUGCCCAUAAAUAUUCCAGUAGCAAAAUGUAUUAAAAUGUGAAGACUAAAUUACAUGUAUCAAUUAAAAAGUAUUAUGCAAAUAAUUAAAAGAGCAUGUAAAUUAAUUUUCUAUCUAUGCAUGGGAUGCAUACUGUAUAUUUUAUUAAAGACCUAAGUGACCCACUUUGGAGGCUG